This is a messenger RNA of Aspergillus clavatus NRRL 1, 384 nucleotides long. RefSeq lists its product as uncharacterized. The transcript has a single exon. The record is from RefSeq and is a predicted model, not a curated record. NCBI's taxonomy places the organism in Eukaryota, Fungi, Ascomycota, Eurotiomycetes, Eurotiales, Aspergillaceae. The coding region runs from base 1 to 384 and encodes 127 amino acids.
AUGGCCGAACUGAUUGCUGCCUUCGAUCGUAGUCAUCAUAUCCGGGUCGGCACUCUUCAUCCCCUACCCAGUGAGCUACGUUGGCUCGCAGGGACAGCCUCACCGGCUCUUGCAUCAUGCAACGUCCGGAAUUUAAUCCAACCCCCCCCCCCCUCCCUUGCAUACCUCUGCUACCGGUACCACUCAAGCUCUCUAUGGACAGUGCGGCGGCACUGGCUGGACGAGAUCGACUGUCUGUGUAUCUGGCGCGUCGUGCAAGGUGUUGAAUCCUUAUUACUCCCACUGUCUUUCUUAAGGCUGGUUCGGUCUUUCUCCCAUAGGUACAUUGUUGUAUCCUGUAUCGCCGACUCGGACGAUAUCAUACCAUCUGAAUCGCGAUCAUAA